Lethenteron reissneri (Far Eastern brook lamprey) is the source of this 3978-nucleotide messenger RNA. Its product is annotated as phosphatidylinositol 4-phosphate 5-kinase type-1 gamma-like. Gene Ontology annotation, molecular function: 1-phosphatidylinositol-4-phosphate 5-kinase activity. Gene Ontology annotation, biological process: phosphatidylinositol phosphate biosynthetic process. Lineage: Eukaryota; Metazoa; Chordata; Hyperoartia; Petromyzontiformes; Petromyzontidae. Gene Ontology annotation, cellular component: plasma membrane. The record is from RefSeq and is a predicted model, not a curated record.
CUGAGACCAAGAGAGACCCCCCCCCCCCACUAAACAACAACAACCACCACCACCACCAUCAUCCUCCUGCAGCAGCAGCUGAGACCAAGAGAAACCCCCCCCACUAACCACCACCAUCAUCCUCCUGCAGCAGCAGCAGAGAUCCCUCCCCCUCCUCCCCACUAACCACUAACCACCACCCACCACCACCCACCUAUCCACCACCACCACCCACCUAUCCACCACCACCCACACCCACCCACCACCACCACCCACCCACCCACCACCACCUUCCACCUAUCCACCACCCACCCUCCUCUCGACCCGGGCCCCACAGUAAACGCCGCCGCGUCACCCUCCAGCCGAGCUCAGCUUUCGUCAGUCGGCCUUCUGCCGCCGUUGUUGGGACGGCGAAACAACAACAACAACAACAGCCAACAACAACAACAGCAGCCAACAACAACAACAGCAGCCAACAACAACAACAGCGGCGGUGGUGGUGGGAGUGAUCGCUCAUGCCGCCUUACUGAUCGCUCCCUCCUCCUCUCUCGCUUGUCAGCCCGUGGUGGCGCUGCGGCUGCUGCUGUUGUUGCUUCUUCUUCCUCAUCAUCAUCAUCCUCCUGCCGCUGUUCGCACCCCGCCCUACCGACUGCCUCUGUCACCACCAUCAUCACUACCACUACCAUCACCACCAUCACCGACUGCCGCUGUUACCAUCACCGCCACCACCAUUAAUCUGACAGCAACAAUUCACCAUCACCAUCACAACCACUACCACCAUCACCACCACCAUCACUACCAUCACCACCACUACGGACUGCCUCUGUCACUACCACCAUCACCACCACCACUACCGACUGCCUCUGUCACCACCAUCACCACCAACGACUGCCGCUGUUACCAUCACCGCCACCACCAUUAAUCUGACACCACAAUUCAGCAUCACCAUCACCACUACCACCAUCACCACUACGGACUGCCGCUGUCACCACCACCAUCACCACUACGGACUGUCACCAUCACCACCACUACCAUCACCACCACCGACUGCCGCUGUCACCACCACCACUACGGACUGUCACCACCACCACCGCCACCACCACCGCCCCUACCGACGCCGCGGGUUGACCGGGGUGGUCUGACAAAGGCCGGCGGAGGGAGGGAGGGAGGAGGAGGUUUGGUGGCGGUGGUCGCGGAGAGAAGGAGGAGGAGUGGGACAAGACGGGUCCAAGUUGCGCGUCUCUCUCUCUCUCUGCUGAAGAAGAAGAAGCUCCGGCAGCCAUCCACGACGACAACAACAACAACGACAACAACAACAACCACCACCCCACAGACGCAGACGCCACGAGGAGGAGGAGGCCGGGCUGAGUCGUAAUGGCGGCGGCGGAGGCAGUGGAGCUCGCCCUGAGCGACGCCGCCCGUGCUGUUGCUGCUGCUGGCGGUGAGGAUGGUGGGUUCAAUGAGAAGAAAUCCAGCACAGAGAAUACUACAGCCACAGGACCUGGUGCCAAGAAGAUCGGUCACAGAGGGGUGGACGCUUCUGGAGAAACCACUUACAAAAAGACCACAUCGUCAGCCCUGCGAGGAGCAAUCGAGCUGGGCAUUGGCUACACGGUGGGCAACCUGAGCUCCAAGCCCGAGCGAGACGUCCUCAUGCAAGACUUUUACGUAGUGGAGAGCAUAUUUUUCCCAAGCGAAGGAAGUAAUUUGACGCCCGCUCACCACUACUCCGACUUCAGAUUCAAGACCUACGCGCCGGUGGCUUUCAGAUACUUCCGUGAACUGUUCGGGAUCAGACCCGAUGAUUAUUUAUACUCGCUGUGCAGUGAGCCGCUUAUCGAGCUCACAAACCCGGGCGCCAGCGGCUCCGUGUUCUUUGUUACAAGCGAUGAUGAGUUCAUCAUCAAAACGGUUAUGCACAAGGAGGCGGAAUUCUUGCAGAAGCUGCUUCCUGGAUACUACAUGAAUUUGAACCAGAACGUGAGGACACUACUGCCCAAGUUUUACGGCCUGUACUGUGUUCAGUCGGGAGGCAAGAACAUCAGGCUGGUGGUGAUGAACAACCUGUUGCCACGCGCAAUGAAGAUGCACAUCAAGUUCGACCUGAAGGGCUCCACGUACAAGCGCCGUGCGUCGCGAAAGGAGCGCGAGAAAUCGAACCCCACAUUCAAGGACCUCGAUUUCAUUCAGGACCAUCCCGAUGGACUGCUCCUUGACUCGGACACAUACAGCGCCAUGUCGAAGACCUUACAGCGCGACUGUUUGGUCCUGGAGAGCUUCAAGAUCAUGGACUACAGCCUCCUGAUCGGUGUCCACAACCUCGACCAGGCGCAGAGGGAGCGCGACGCCGAGGGGCUGGUGAUGCCGGGAUUCGGCUUGGGGGCCUUGGACCCGCGCAGGCCCCCGGGGCAGAAGGCCCUCUACUCCACCGCCAUGGAAUCCAUCCAGGCCGAGUCGCGCACGGGAGCCACCACGCACCAAACGGAGGACUGCAUGGGAGGAGUUCCAGCCAAGAACAGCAAAGGGGAACGACUUGUCCUUUACUUGGGCAUCAUCGACAUCCUUCAGUCUUACAGGUUGAUCAAGAAGCUGGAACAUUCAUGGAAAGCAUUGGUGCACGAUGGGGACACCGUUUCGGUGCACAGACCAAGUUUUUACGCCGAACGGUUUUUGAAGUUUAUGUGCAAUCAAGUCUUUAGGAAAACUCCAUCGCUGAAGUCGUCGCCGUCCAAGAAGGGGCGUGGCGGCACCGGCCCUCCGCGGCGGCAGACAACUGUGACCACGGCGACCUCCAUCACCGCCAGCCAGCCGCUGGACGAGAAGGAAGACAAAUACUUUCGUGGGGCCUCCAGUCUUCCCAACCUGGACGAUGAAGGUCUGCCACAUGGUCGACCGGACAUUCUGCCCAGCACCCCUCCAUCGCUGGAGGAUGCCACCACUGCCUCCAUCGCCACCACUCUGUCCUCCACGUCGCUGUCGGCCAGCGAGCAUUUCCCAGUGGAGAUCGCGCCCACACACCCUGCCAACCGACGAGUGGUGAUGCCGGAGGAGGUGGAGGUGACGAUCGAGAGCGGAGCGGAGCCCGAGAGUGCAGACCCCCCCGGCGCGGCCAGCUACAGGCCCCAUCUGUUAAGGGGGGCCCCCUCCGCCACCCCCCCACCCGACGGACAGGAUAGCGACAUCUCCGAGGUUUACUUUUUUUCUCAUGGAAAGCAGUGGAUUUGCUCUCCUCUGUUGCGCAGAGCGGUCUCUUAUAAUCAGAGUAAAGCACUUGAAUGUUGUGAAAGCGAUGGCUGCCUCUGGUACAGAGGAACAUAGAAGUGAACUGGAUGAAGAGGAAAAGUGCGAAAUCUUGCGGUGAAGGAUGGAACACAACUGUCAUGCUUGUAAAAAAAUGUUUCACAUUUGUGGGAAAUGCAUAAUUUGGAGUCAUUCUAUGAUCGUUUAAAGAACUAUUCUUGAACGCAGUAUUUGAGAGGGGGAAAGAAAAUUGUAGUAAAUACUGAACCUUUUCUUAUACGAAUGGAACUAUGGGUCUUAUACAGAUAUUUUAAUUGUUUCAGCUCUCGAGCAAUGAUUACAAAGUCUGGAUCAUUAUUGUUAGACUUAUAUUUAUGUUGACAGGAUGCAAUUGGUAUUUCUUUGCCCAGGGAUGGUUAUAUAUUUAUGAACAUCUCAUUAAAACAAACUUUUCAUAGGCUGCUUAACUCCUUAGUAACUUUGGCUUUGUCUAUAUUAGACCAACAGUUUUUAUUAUCGGAUGCCCAGUUUAGUUUUAAACAUAGCUUCGCGUGAAUGUUCUCGUAAUCAUCAAUGCCUAGAGCUGUGUCAUCACCGAUGGUUGUUCUACCCUCGUUCCUUCUGCUGCCCUUGAGAUGGCCAUCUGUUCAAGGUCACCUGCUGCAUAGUGCUGCUGUUCACGCAGCGGGCUAUCCCAGGUUUGUCUUAUAGUGGUGUAAUUCUGAUAUUUUCAUCUGUAAAUAAAAGUCACAAACAAUG